Molecule: messenger RNA, 2842 nt
Organism: Trematomus bernacchii (emerald rockcod)
Lineage: Eukaryota; Metazoa; Chordata; Actinopteri; Perciformes; Nototheniidae
Gene: ube2kb
Product: ubiquitin-conjugating enzyme E2Kb (UBC1 homolog, yeast)
Exons: 7
Coding region: 204-806 (200 amino acids)
Molecular function (GO): protein binding
Source: RefSeq, a predicted model, not a curated record
UUCUGGACUGACUGACGCUGAGCGCUGGCUGGCAGUCGCUGUUAGUAAGACGGUGAAAGUGAAAGAAGGACUCCAUAACUGUGGAAAGCACCAGAGCAGGCAGUCCCCACACCGGAGCAGAAGGCAGUCCCCACACCGACAGUCAGCACAGGAGGGAGAAAGAGCUCCGGGUCUGAGGCAGCAGCAGUUCAGCAGACACAGCCAUGGCUAACAUCGCGGUCCAGAGGAUCAGGCGGGAGUUCAAAGAAGUUCUCAAAAGCGAAGAGACAAGUAAAAACCAGAUAAGAGUAGAACUGGUGGAUGAAAACUUCACAGAGCUGAGGGGGGAGAUAGCAGGUCCUCCAGAUACACCAUAUGAAGGUGGCAGAUUUCAGCUUGAAAUUAAAAUCCCAGAAACGUAUCCUUUCAACCCACCAAAGGUGCGUUUCAUCACUAAGAUCUGGCACCCUAACAUCAGUUCUGUGACAGGAGCAAUUUGUCUGGACAUUUUAAAAGACCAGUGGGCAGCAGCUAUGACCCUGAGGACGGUGCUGUUAUCUCUACAGGCUCUCCUUGCUGCAGCAGAACCAGAUGAUCCCCAGGAUGCAGUUGUAGCAAACCAGUACAAGCAGAAUGCAGAAAUGUAUAAACAGACAGCGAGGCAGUGGUCUCACGUCUUUGCUGGCGCGCCUGUCUCCACUCCAGACUACAACCGCAAAAUAGAUAAACUCUGUUCCAUGGGCUUUGAAAAGAAUGCAGUAGUAGCAGCCUUGUCUUCAAAAUCCUGGGAUGUGGAAACGGCGACAGAGCUGCUCCUUAACAACUAAAACGUAGCCAGGUGUGAGGAUCCCCAACUCCCAUUGUCAUAACAUCAGCUCCCCCCCAGCAUCCAUUCCACCAUUGCCUUGUGUUACACAGACGACCCCCCACCCCCCCCCAUUCACCACAGCAGUCUGAGCCUUCUUUAUAACAAGUCGGUUUGCUACGAACUCAACACCACAAUCGCCAAUAUUCACACCGCCCUGCCAGUUCAUUACCGUCUACUCUUCCACUAACUCAACAUGUUUACUUGUAAUAGACCACCAAACACCUUCGAUCAUGCAUCUUGUAUUCCAUGCCCAUUAUUUACAUCGGAUCUGAAACUUUCUUUCCCACAUAUCUUUGUACCUGAAUAUUGCAAACAAUCAAAUAACUGCCAUUGCUGGAGGAUUUUAAACAAUGUCAAGGAAGUCCUGCAUACUGCUCUCAGAGUAUGUCACCAUUCGCUCUCCAGCAAAUGGUUGGCCCUGGUCUUGCUGUAUUACAUGUACUGGACUGGAUAGUGUUCUGCAAAGAGCAAUAGAAUGGAUUUUUCCUGAGCAGUUUCUCGGAUGCUUUAAUUACCUGCAGUUUGUUUUUUUCGAUCUGUAGAUGUAGGUAAGAUCACACAAACAUCUGCACAGAAGUUAUCUGUAAAUAGAUGCGUGUAGCCGUGUACAUUUGAAAAUACAAUGGGAUAUACUUUUUCUUUUCUUACAUGGCAUUGUAGAACAAAUUAUUUUAAAUAUAAACUAUGCCUAGUUUACAACUAUACGGAGAGAUAUCUUUAUAUGCUUUGUGAUUUACGAGAAAGCCCUCUGAAUGGCCUGUUUCUUUUCUUUUUACUAAGAUUGUUGUUUAGGGAUGGCACAACAUCCUGGUCCUAGUGGGACAGGAGCUGAGAGCCAGCUCAGGCCCCUGGAGGUCAUAACAUGCCAUCUUUUCUUGUCUUUGCAUGCUCUCUGCUGCCUUUUAUUUUAUUUGGCCAAACGAUGUGGUGAUGGGGGGGGGGGGUGUCUGUUCAUUUCAACAUAACUUUGUAAUCCGUGAAGAGAGACACCUGGAAGCUCGGCAAGCAACUGAAGGUCUCCCAGUGAUAUCCGUAGGGAACCAGUCUUUUCUGUUGAGUGUUGGUGGAAAAUCUUCUGAACAGAUUUGCACGGCACCAGCAGAAAAUAGUGACUCUGAAUUUCAUCAAUUGUUUUGAGUUUGCAAUGCUGUGUUUUUUGUUAAUUUCAGAGCAAUCACUUUCAGCCACGUAUCAAGGACCUGCUCACCCUCAGUCCUGCUGAUGUAGAACAUUUAGGGGGGGGGGGGGUUUAUUGCUCGUCACUGAUCCCAUCCCGCAGGACUCGAUCCAAUCCUUUGGCCAUAUAUAGGAGAAGCCAGCAGACAUGCUUUACUACUCAGCCAAAUAAAAUGAUCAUGGAAGUUGUGUUAUGAGUAAUAAAAUAGGCUGGCACUCCUCUGAAGCACAUAGCAGGCCUGCAGUGUUUUCAGACAUUUUGAUUUGAGGUACAAGGACUAUGAAGAAAUGCUCAGCAUAAAGAGAAGUGGGGUGUCAAUGAAUCCUCACAUGGCUUCUUUUAAAUAGGAAAUAUCUUUUGCUCGCCCUCCAGCUCAGUCCCUACCAACGCAGUGGCAUAUUACAGUACUAAAUGGAGUUGUCGUGCUCUAUCUCCACAGUGAAUUCCCCGCCAGAGCCAAAAGAAACACGGUUCAGAGGUAGAGGAGCGCACCAUUUCUGUUCAUUGUAAAUAGCCCAGUUCUUAAUAAAGAGCUGUGUCACGAGUGCACCAUUGAUGGCUGGAUCUAUAUUUUGUAAGAAAAAAGGAAGGACAAAAAACAGAAAUGAAGCCCCCUCCCUGGUUUUUCUCACUAUGUACUAUAUUGCACGAUGAUGAAGCAUUAGAUAAGGGGCUGUUUGCAUCUCAGUUUCUCCAUUUGGAUUGAGACUUAUUUUCUUCUUGUUUCCUUGGAAGUGAGCAUCAGCAGUAUAAAAAGCAUGGUUAUUUAUUGUGACAGUGUCAUGUUUCUUUGAUUAAAAAAAAAAGUGGAAAAUCAA